GAAGUAACAUGUGGAACAAGAUUUCGGGUUCAUAGCUUUAGUCCAGCUCUCCUUUAACACCAAACCUCUGAACGGAAGAAUGUGGACCGUCUGGUUCAGCCGUCGUUCAACAGAACCACACUGGGUGUGUUCGUGGAUUCCAGUCUCUUUUGUUAGCUUGUCGUUGUCAGUUGUUGUCGGCUUUUAUCUGAUUCCUGAAUCGUUUCCAUGAGUCACAAUCGGAUUGAGUUAAAGGGGUAAAAAGGUGAAAACUGAACAGGAGCUGCUACACCUGUAGGAGACCUGGUGGGAAAGCUGACAGGUGAUUGGCUGAUGCCGUUCAGGUAAAACUACCUAGAAAAGGGUGGAGAGGGGCGUGAUCUGAAUUCACUGCAACGUUUGUCUGGACGAGCUUUGUGACUCCGGUUUGUCCAUUGAAAGUGGUUUUAAAACUCGAGUUAAAAUGUCUCUUUUCAAGAAGUUCUUCAAAGGUAUCAUCCACAACAGAGACCCAAAGGAAGAAACCGUCAAUGUGAAGGAGAAACCCAAACCAAAGUACUACGGGACGGUCACUCCGUAUCCAAACUUCAAUGCUAGCAGUGACGCGUCGAUCCUUCAGAGCGCCAUUCAAAGUAAAAAAGUGGAUGAGGAUGUGAUCGGUGCCAUUCUGGCGAAGAGAAACAACGAGCAGAGGCAGAAAAUUAAAGCCGUUUACGAAUCGUCCUUUGGAAAAAAUCUGGUUAAAUCCCUGAAGCCAGUCCUCAGGUCACAUUUGGAGGAUGUGGUUCUGGCUCUGCUGAUGCCUCCAGCUCAAUUCGAUGCCUACCUGCUCAGGAGAGCCACCAAGGGUCUGGGAACAGACGAGGACGUCCUCGUCGAGGUUCUGGCGACGAGAUCCUACGCAGAAAUUCAAGAAAUAAAGAAAGUCUUCAAACAAGAGUACCAGAAGGAGCUGGAGGAGGUGAUUAAGGAAGAGACCGGCGGUGACUUCACCACAGCACUGCUGGCCAUGCUCAACACCAAGCGGGACCAGAACACUGCGGUCGACAUGGAGCUGGCCAAAAAGGACGCCAAGAUUUUGUUUGAAGCUGGUGAAGGCAUCGGCAAAGCAAAUGUGUCGACCUUCAUCAACAUCCUGACCACGCGCAGCGGGCCGCAGCUUUCUAAAACGUUCCAGCAUUAUGCUGCCAUCAGCGACGUCACGCUGCCUAAAGCCCUGCAGAUGGAGCUGAAGGGAGACAUCGAGGACUGUCUCAUUGACAUCGUGAAAUGCGCCUGGAACACACCGGCUUUCUUUGCUGAGAAACUCAAUCGGGCCAUGAAGGGUCACGGUACGAGUGAUCAGACUCUGAUCCGGAUCCUGGUGAGCCGCUCCGAGGUCGACCUGCAGAAGGUCGUAGAGGAGUACCGGGCAAUGUUUGAGAGAACCCUACAUGAGGACAUCUUGAACGACACCAAAGGACAUUAUCAGAAAGUCCUGCUUGCGUUGUGCGGACCGAGUUAAAACCUCGGCCUCUGAGGAAGCAAAAAAUCUGUCAAAUUCAUGCUCUAAUAAAGUUUCUCUUUCCACUAUUUGUUUUACUGCUGCUGGUGGAAAAAAAUACAAGAAGUUUGCUUGUUUAUUGUUUGAAUUUGAGAUUAUAUCUGGAAAUUGUGUUUAAAUGGAGACGUGUCUGAUCCAACAUGCCUGCAGGAAGGACAUUUUAUGGCUAAUACUGAGAUUAACUGACACAAAUUCAAUAAAAAUACCUUUUUGAUCCCAAAGGAAAAUUAAAUGUUUUAACUGAUAUUAUCCAAGGUUCUUCAGAGUUCACCAGAAACAGACAACCUUCACUUCCUUGACAUGAAUAUGCUUUUUAUUCACUACGUAACAGAAGAUUGAUGCUUUUUUUGUAUUGUGUUGUUUUUUCUGCAAUUAUUUAGAAGUUAUGGAUCCAAUUUGAUUGAAAACACAAACAAAACUUGUAUUUAUGUUCUACAUCUCCGCUAAGACUUAGUGGAGAUGUGGAAUAGUGAGUUAGCUAAGUCAUAAUUAUGAGAUUAAAGGCUUUACUUUCACUAGA
Messenger RNA from Xiphophorus hellerii (green swordtail), 2042 nucleotides. Its product is annotated as annexin A1-like. Bases 443 to 1483 code for a protein of 346 amino acids. Gene Ontology annotation, cellular component: vesicle membrane; nucleus; plasma membrane. Gene Ontology annotation, molecular function: phosphatidylserine binding; calcium ion binding; calcium-dependent phospholipid binding. NCBI's taxonomy places the organism in Eukaryota, Metazoa, Chordata, Actinopteri, Cyprinodontiformes, Poeciliidae. The transcript has 12 exons. The record is from RefSeq and is a predicted model, not a curated record. Gene Ontology annotation, biological process: signal transduction; phagocytosis; cellular response to glucocorticoid stimulus.